AUGUCUCAUAAAUCUCAAAGCAAUGCCACAAGCUUGGAUACAAAUACAGAAGCGUUAGAAAUUAUCAGAGAAGAGCAAGGUUCUCCAACAACAUCUUCUGUGCGAAUUACGGCUUCAAAAGCAACCGCAGAAGAUUUAUUGAAAUGCAUUUGCCGAAAAUAUGACGAGGCUGUUAAAGAGCAAAUAGAUUUAGACAAACUAGACGAAAUACUCAAGGAAAAAGAAGCUGAGCUGCGUGCAGAUUAUGAUAAGAUAUUGGCAAGAGAGAAGGAGCUCAUAAAGGAAAGAUUCGACUUCAUUUUAAUAAAUGAACAAACACGUGCAUCUUACAUGCUUCGAGAAGCACACAGGGAAAGACAAGAAAAAAUAAAUGCAUUACAAAGCCAAUUACAAUGUAAAAACUUGGCAGCUUUAAUGUAUGUUAUGUGUACGGAAAGAAGAAGAAGUCGAUUAGAAAAAUUAAGAAUCAUUAGAGAUUACAAUGCUUAUAUAGAAGUUUUACAAAAUAUAUUGACUGAAGGUCAAGACCUUAUCCUUCAUUUAUCGAGAGGCUACAAGACGGCGGCUAGGGUUGACCAUGAAUGGCGUGAAAAAAUGAAAAAAAUCGUUGGUGAGUUCCUAUCUUUCAUCUACCACUUUGCGGGAGGCACUCCAGAAACGAACCAGUAUAUGCUAGAUCUGCCAAAGUUGCUUAAGAUCGAUACACCAGUAGUCGAUGACCCGCACGAGGACCCUUGUGAAGAAGAAGAAGAAGGGGAGGGUCAGGAAGGUGCAGAAGAGAACCCUGUGUUUGAAGAACCCCACGAAACAUCCUGGUGGGAGAGACUGACGGAUGAGCCACGUCCCUUCGUCAUGUACGGAGACAUGGCUGAGUUUAACCCGAAGCAGAGGAAAGAGGUCCUCACUCAUUUGAAGGCUCCUAAGACUGCUCCUAAACGAUGGCAGCAAUAUGUUUUCAGAGACAUGUUCUUCAACAAUAAGUGUAGCAAUCUGAAUAAAAUCAAGGACUUGUACUUGGAAAAGCUGCCCGUACCAGUCAAAUGGGAAUGUUCGUAUUCACCUGUUAACGAUAGGGACAGCAAUAUGAAGGGCAAUUCUAAACAGUCAAUCGGAAAUAUAUUUCGAGGGAACAGUGUGGAUAUUCGUGGCAACAUGGGCUCUAUUCUCAAGAUUAUCGCAUCAGUACCCAAUGGACCAGUAUCGGCGAAGACUGAACUCCUCGGAGCCAGGGACUCUAUGGAACUCACUUCGACCACCAAAUUGAAAGAAAGGAUUUCCAUAAAACCCCCGGAGCACGUGGAAGUGGAUGAAAAAGAUACGGUCAUCAAUAUUGGGAAGAAACGACUAUCAGUUUUCGACGUGCAAGAUGAAGAAGAAACCGUAGAACCAGUUGCGGCAGAACCUGUGCACCAAGAAGAUGAAAUAGUUGAUGAAUCAAUGUCACAACUCGGGAGUAUACAUAAUGACAGUCUGUCAGUAAUACAAACACAUGUACCUGAAGCUGACCACAAGAUUAACUACGAAAGGGUAUGUCCCAUGGAGAAGUGUCAGCGGCUCCAAGUGGACUCCUUCAUGAGGUCUCUCCCGCCGUACAUGAGAGCUAACCCCUUCACUCAUUUCGAACAGACCUUUGAUCAGUAUGAGACUUGCACACCAGAACAACUGGAGAUGCUAAAACAGCGGAUAGAGAACAAGAAGGUUAAAGAAGAAGAGGAGCUAUCCAUAGAAUCGUCGCCCCUGUCCGAGUGGGUAGGCAGAGGAGUCGCUUGCCAGACAUCCAACCUCUCUCUCGACUUACCUCCUUGCGAGUGCUAUGUCCCCAGCCCGACACCCGUGUCCAGCAACUAUACUUUCAACCUACAAGACCUGAUGCCAGUGAAGCACGCAAUGGACGCAAUCCACCGCGAGUGUCUCUACGACGACAAUAUCAACUUCAACAGGUUCAAGCUAAUAGGACAGGACAGUAGGGCGCAAGUAAAAGAGGAAGAACCAAAGCAAGAACCAAAGCAGGACUUCAUGAAAACACGAUACGACGAAAUAAAGAAAAUAUUGAAACAACACCCCAGCUUACUGGACAUAUUUCAAGCCAACACUAAAUAAUGAUAUAUUUCAGUCAGCCAAUGAAACAUACGUCUCGUGUAAACUUUUUAUUUCUAAAUCAUUAGUAACAAACAAACUAAAACCUAAU
Molecule: messenger RNA, 2188 nt
Organism: Helicoverpa zea (corn earworm)
Lineage: Eukaryota; Metazoa; Arthropoda; Insecta; Lepidoptera; Noctuidae
Exons: 17
Coding region: 1-2100 (699 amino acids)
Source: RefSeq, a predicted model, not a curated record